CGCGCAGUCUAAGCAAGGAAUCACCACGGCUUUAUGACACAUACAGUACAUUAGCUUACUGUAGGUCUACAACUGUAAUAGAUUAUUUAAGACUCAACUAAACUCGAAGGCAUGGCUGAAUAUGAGGUGUCCGUGCAACAGCUUAAUGACCUACUGACAGACGAAUGUGGAUUGUAUAUGAUGCCCUCAAAACACUGCAACGAGGUUUACCCACGGAUAUAUGUUGGAAAUGCGUUUGUGGCCACCAGUGUGAUACGCCUGCAGCGUCUAGGUGUCACCCAUGUGCUGAAUGCCGCCGAGGGGAACUCGUUCAUGCACGUGAACACCAAUGCAGAGUUCUACGCUGGCACGGGCAUCGUCUACCAUGGGAUGCCCGCCAGUGACACGGACCACUUUGACCUCAGUGUCUACUUUGAGGAAGGAGCUGAUUUCAUUGAGAAGGCACUUGCAUACAAAAAUGGAAAAGGCAAGGUGUAUGUGCACUGUCGAGAGGGCUACAGCCGCUCCCCAACUCUGGUCAUCGCAUAUCUCAUGUUGCGGCAUAAAAUGGACGUGAGGACAGCCUUGGCCUUGAUCCGACAGAAGAGGGAAAUUGGCCCAAACGACGGCUUCUUACGGCAGCUUUGCCAACUCAAUGAUAGACUUGUAGCAGAGGGAAAGCUCUAGAGAACAAACUAUUAGGGGGACUUUUUCUUUUCAGGUUCUGAUAUUGCAAUUGCUUUUAUGCUUAAUUAGGCACAAUAAAUAAUAAACUGUGACACACAAACAACACAAAAAAUACACACCCAAAUACACACACUUUCAACAGACACCCAGUAUAUGCACACACACACACACACACACACACACACAAAAUGACUGCAGUUCCUUUUUUGCUGGCUGGUCCAGACACAACCACUUACUGGUAAACUAGCAGGGAGAUUCUUCUUAAAUAGUAUGUUUUACAAAUAUUGAGUAUGCUGUUUAAAGCUCAUUUGCACUUUAUGUAUUACAUCGCACUGAUGUUGUGAGAAUUGUUACUGCUGCCAUUGCAUGGACCAAAUACUAAAUUGUGGAGUUUAUAUUUAUGGAUUUUUAACAGCCUGCCUCUGAUUUACAUGCUCUGUGUCAUCAGUCCUGUUAAAAUCACAGCAAAUAAACCAGUAUGGAUGUAUGAAUAUUACAUUAAGUAUUACAUUCCGUCUACAUAUGCUGUAUGAGUAUCCAUCUGCUUAUAAAGGACACCAGUAUCUGUUUUGUCAGAGCUGCUUUUGA
This is a messenger RNA of Alosa sapidissima (American shad), 1254 nucleotides long. RefSeq names its product dual specificity protein phosphatase 3-like. NCBI's taxonomy places the organism in Eukaryota, Metazoa, Chordata, Actinopteri, Clupeiformes, Clupeidae. Gene Ontology annotation, cellular component: cytoplasm. The coding region runs from base 112 to 666 and encodes 184 amino acids. The record is from RefSeq and is a predicted model, not a curated record. The transcript has 3 exons. Gene Ontology annotation, biological process: negative regulation of MAPK cascade; protein dephosphorylation. Gene Ontology annotation, molecular function: protein tyrosine/serine/threonine phosphatase activity; MAP kinase phosphatase activity.